UGCACUCGUAGCCCCGCCCCUCUGCUUGAUGGACGUGUGUCCUUGAGCUCCCUGGAGAAAUUAAUCGCGCGUGUUGCUCAGCAAAGUGUUCGCUAUGGAUGAUGCGUCCAAACGCGCGACUAAAACGACACCGAUCCGCGCGGACGCGAUAAAGUUGUCGUGCUGCUGAGCUCGGGGCGGCUGCUGUGAUUACCGGAGCGAGCGACAGGUUGCUCGGCGGCUCGCUGUCCCGCGGGAGAACGGGGCCAUUGCUGCGGCGGCGGCGGCGUGGGAAAAGUUUCACUUACGUGACGCGCAGGAGAAAGGCGUUUGUGUCGCGUCGCGUCCGGAAUACUCAGCGUCCAUGCAGAGACGGAGCAACGCGGAGCGUCUGUGAAUGGAGUCCCGGAGCUCGGAGGUCUGAUCAUGGAGCAGCGCAACGGGACGCGGAGCUCCAGUCAGCCGCAGCUGCGCAUCAACGUGCCGAGCACCGCCAGAGAGAGAGCGGCCAGCGUGGAUCCGUACGGGUUCGAGCGCUCGAAUGAUUUCGACUACGAGUCCUAUGAGGAGCUGAUGUCCGAGUAUCUGGCCGUCCUCACCAGACGCUCCAUCAAAUGGUCCAAACUGCUGAAGGGGAAGCGUCAUGUGGACAGGAACCUGAAGGUGAAGCGGUACAUACGGAAGGGCGUCCCGAACGAGCACCGUCCGCUGGUGUGGAUGACGGCGAGCGGAGCGCAGGAGCGUCUGGAGAGGAACCCCGGAUACUAUCAGUCCCUGCUGGACGCCCAACACGACCCCAAACUAGUGGAGACCAUCCGCACCGAUCUGCACAGAACUUUCCCAGAUAACAUUCACUUCCGUAAGUCGGCGGAUCCGUGUCUGCAGAAGGCGCUGUUUAACGUGCUGCUGGCGUACGGAGAGCACAAUAAAACCGUGGGCUACUGUCAGGGGAUGAACUUCAUCGCGGGAUAUCUGCUGAUCAUCAGUAAAGACGAGGAGACGUCAUUCUGGCUGAUGGAGGCGCUGCUGGACAGAAUCCUGCCAGAUUACUACACUCCGGCCAUGCUGGGUCUGAAGGCGGAUCAGGAGGUUCUGGGUGAGCUGGUGCGGAUGAAGGUUCCCGCGGUGUGGCGGCUCAUGCAGGAUCACGGCGUCAUGUGGACUCUGGUGGUCUCGCGCUGGUUCAUCUGCCUCUUCAUCGACAUCCUGCCAGUGGAGACGGUUCUGCGGAUCUGGGACUGUCUGUUCUACGAGGGCUCGAAGAUCCUGUUCCGUGUGGCUCUGACGCUGAUUCACCACCAUCAGGACGAGAUCGUGCAGGCGCAGAAUCUGCCGGACAUCUGCGAGCGCUUCAAACGCAUCACCAGAGGAGCCUUCGUGGAGGACUGCCACGCUUUCAUGCAGAGGAUCUUCCAGGAGCCCGGGAGUCUCUCCAUGUCCACGGUCGCUAAACUGCGCGAGAGCUGCCGCGCGCGGAUCGCGGCCGGCGAAUCCUGAUGCUCAAACAUUCCCUCUGACAGUUUGCACUCGACCGAGUCUGUGGCUCACGCAGACGUGACGUUCGCUCAGUAGUGUGCACUCACAGACUCCUUCAUGAAGAUGUAUUUUCUUACGUUUGUAGAGAUGUGUGUAGAAUCACAGAUGCUGGACUCAAAGUCUUUAAUACUCUCUCUUCUUAGUUUAAGACCAAUAAUACUGUGAAAUAAAACUCUGUCUUACAGACUGAA
Molecule: messenger RNA, 1706 nt
Organism: Labeo rohita (rohu)
Lineage: Eukaryota; Metazoa; Chordata; Actinopteri; Cypriniformes; Cyprinidae
Gene: grtp1a
Product: growth hormone regulated TBC protein 1a
Exons: 8
Coding region: 406-1476 (356 amino acids)
Source: RefSeq, a predicted model, not a curated record